This is a messenger RNA of Ornithodoros turicata, 591 nucleotides long. RefSeq lists its product as uncharacterized. The coding region runs from base 1 to 591 and encodes 196 amino acids. NCBI's taxonomy places the organism in Eukaryota, Metazoa, Arthropoda, Arachnida, Ixodida, Argasidae. The record is from RefSeq and is a predicted model, not a curated record. The transcript has a single exon.
AUGUUUUUCAACUACAAGAGCUAUUUCUCGAUAGUCCUGCAAGCCGUCAGCGACGCAGAGUACAGAUUCAUUUUCAUUGAGGUCGGAUCUUACGGGAAGGAAAGCGAUGGAGGCAUUUUUAGGACCUCAGCGUUGUACGACAGGAUUACAAAGGGUACACUUGGCAUCCCCGAAGACAGAGGCCUCCCGCAUAGCAACGUAGCGGCACCCUUUGUAUUCAUCGGUGACGAAGCCUACCCAUUGCUCAAGCAUCUGAUGAAGCCGUACGCAAGAAGAACCCUUGACCCAGCAAAAGAGAAGUUCAACGUAGCCCUUUCUAGAGCAAGGAAGACCAUUGAACGUGCUUUUGGCAUUGCCGCUGGAAAGUGGAGAAUACUACGAAAGUCAAUUGAGACGAAUGUGGGCAUAGCGGAGUGGGCAGUUAAGGCAGCCUGUGUCCUGCAUAACGUCGUUAUUGACAAGGAAAACGUGGAUCUUCACCAUGCCGGGGACGUACUUUCCAGGGCCCCAACGGGAAGAAGGAAUCAUGGUGCUUCUGCCGAAGCCGUUGAAGUGCGCAAUCACUUCAAGAACUUUUUUAACGAUCUGUGA